AUUCUAUUUAGCAAACAUCGCUGGUAUCGCAUGGCAUAGCAAUUGUGCGAAAAAGGAGAGAGAGAGCGAGAGGAGCUAUGCUCUACAUCCUAUCAACAAUGCGCACAAUGCGCUGACAAAUGGUCUAGGAAACCCUAGAUUCUUCGAGCAUCGAUGUGAGCUUGGGCCGGGUCAUAACCAUAGUCCACAAACAACACAUAUUUUUUUGUUCCGCUCAGACGAAUCAAGUCUCAUCCACUUUUCACCAUUCCGCAUUCGCCAAACUAAAAAGACAACGCAUCAGGCGGCAUAAAAAGACGAAUACGAAGAAAGCAUGUCAGUUGGCACGGUUGUCCCAUUCAUCAACGACUUUUUGGUCAUCAACGGAGAUGCCUCGACGACGAUCGGAGGCCCCGUCCCCGAAGGACGCACCAAAGUCGUCGUGCUCGAGUUCUGGGCCACUUGGUGCGGGCCAUGCCUUCAGAGCAUCCCGCAUCUGUCGGAACUGCAGCGCAAGUACAAGGAUGUGGACGUGACCAUCGUCGGUGCGACCAACGAGAAGGAUGAACAGAAAAUUCGCGACUUUGCAAACAGCAACUCGAUGGACUACACGGUUGUCAUCGACACGAACCAGUCGUUGUUCUCGAAGGUGUUCAAGGCAAGCGGUGCAACAGGUAUCCCCUUCGCAGCCGUGGUCGUCAACAACAAGAUCGUGUUUUCAGGACAUCCCAUGGACCCACAGUUUGCAAAGACUCUCGAGGACGCAGCCUCCAAGGCCUCGUCCACACGCAAGGAGCCCGUGGCCUUGCCGUUGGUCACACAGACGUACGAGGAACUGAUGCAGUUGAGACCCAAGGAAUUGAGACAGAUCUUAGAGGACCGGGGUAUCAGGACCACGGGGUGCUCGGAGAAGGGCGAUUUUGCCAAGCUCAUCGUCGAGACUUGUAGAAAUACGCAAUAUUAUCGUCAAGAGUGAUAGCGAGCGGGGUGUCAGUGCAGUUGACGAAUAAAAAAGAAGUUGGCGGUUCUUCCACA
Gamsiella multidivaricata is the source of this 1014-nucleotide messenger RNA. RefSeq names its product thioredoxin-like protein. The record is from RefSeq and is a predicted model, not a curated record. The transcript is spliced from 5 exons. Gene Ontology annotation, molecular function: oxidoreductase activity. The coding region runs from base 314 to 955 and encodes 213 amino acids. NCBI's taxonomy places the organism in Eukaryota, Fungi, Mortierellomycota, Mortierellomycetes, Mortierellales, Mortierellaceae.